Molecule: messenger RNA, 3660 nt
Organism: Venustampulla echinocandica
Lineage: Eukaryota; Fungi; Ascomycota; Leotiomycetes; Helotiales; Pleuroascaceae
Exons: 3
Coding region: 1-3660 (1219 amino acids)
Molecular function (GO): RNA helicase activity; nucleic acid binding; ATP binding
Source: RefSeq, a predicted model, not a curated record
AUGUCUUCGGGGGUCAAGGCACCACCAGCUCGUCCGCCUUGGCCGGAGACUCCCUGCACGCUCUGUCAGGAUGCACUGCGACAUGCGAAGAAAACCACAAUCUCAUUUCCACUCCACAAGCUUCUUGCUGGACUCAAUGGGUACGGUCGAGAAGGUAACGAAAGAAAUUGCGCUUCUUGUCGCAUUAUCCUUGAAAUAGCACAAAGGUUCAACCCGGAAGAAAUAACCGACCAGACUAAAGAAUGCCUGAAGGGAUUUCAAGCCAACCUCUGCCCUCAAGAUGAUGCCCUGUUCCGCUUGGAUAUCGAGGUGGCACAACUUGCACCCAGGAAGCCCCUGCGGUCAUACUUUCAACGGUCUAUUAAUCUUAAUGAGGAAGCAAAGUACCUUCCGUCUAUUGAAGUUUUUCAAAAUCUCACACCUGUGGUCUCGACGACAGAUUCCGACUUCUCACUUGCCCAGAGUAUUGACUCAACUUGCGACUUCAUCCGGGACCGUCUCAAUGACUGUGAGCGGCAUCAUGGUGAGCCGUGUCGAGCAUCUUAUCGCGAUUCGCAGCGAUUACCUACCCGCCUUAUUGACGUAGAUUCCAUACAUCCGGAUGUUCGAGUGUGCAAGUCAACUCCAAGCAUGAGCGAGCGGUAUAUUAUACUAAGUUACUGUUGGGGAAAGGGUGAAAAUUUCAGGCUCCUUCAAGGCAAGCUGAAGCAAAUGAUGCAAAGGAUUGCUAUCUCGGAAUUGCCCCCUUUACUUCAGGACUCAAUCACGGUUGCUCGACGCCUUGGAGCUACCCACAUCUGGAUCGAUGCAUUGUGCAUUCUACAGGAUAAUGAAUGGGAUGACCCAAAGCCGGACCCAGAAACCCUACUAAAUGCGCAAAAAGAUCAGGCGAAGGAGCUUCCUAGAAUGGGAGAGUACUAUCAUAAUGCCAAUCUUACCAUCGCUGCCUCCUCGGCAAGCGGCGUUGAGGAACCCUUCCUAGAACUGAGAGAUCAAACUUGGGAGGCACAAGAGUUCUCGAUGGUGAAAUCGGACAGAGGGUUUGGCAACAAGAAGAUAUUUCCAUGUAAGACUUUUACAGCACAUCAUCGACGAAUCCAACCAGACUAUAAGUAUCUUGUUCUUGAUGCCCCCCUAUCGAAACGUGCGUGGACUUACCAAGAAAACAUUAUGUCAAGGCGGAUAGUUCAUUUCGACAAGUCGGGUGUCAUAUGGGAAUGUGGGGAAAAGGUCGUUGCUGAGCCACGCAAAACCAAGAAUACCUAUGUGAGAUCUCAGGGGACACUCAUUGAAACAAAGGCCUUGUGUCGGCUCAUUAAAGGAGGGCAAUGGAACGAGAUUGUGGAAACGUAUACCAAACGGAGUCUCACAUAUGCUAUCGACAAGCUACCUGCAAUAUCUGCGGUUGCGGAACUUAAAGCUGUAGACUUGGGUUCCAAGUACCUCGCUGGGAUGAUGGGAAUCGAGCUUCAAAACUCUUUGUUCUGGCUCCGCAGCAUCGAUGUUUCAGCCGCCGAGAUUGGAAAUAGCAUUGGGUUGAUGCUACCAACUACCAAGAGUAAUCAAGAUACGGGACUUGUUCACCAAUACACCGCACCAUCCUGGUCGUGGGCAUCCAUCGUCGGACCAGUGAGAUGUACAGUUGUUCCAGCAAAAAUGAUCAGGAUACUGUCCGCCGAGUGCGAGGUAAUAGACGAAAAUUUAUACGGAAAAGUCACCAGUGGCCAUAUUCGUCUCGAAGCACCAAUCUUCAAGGCUGAUCUGCAUUUCACGCCUAACAAGAGUUUUCAUUCUGCAUACUCUCUCUUGCGGAAUAAGAUAAUGAGCUCCUUCUUCCCAGAUUCACAUAUACAGACACGAUCCAUUCGGGGACCAAAAGGCGGGGAUCAACAAGAGACUGCCGAGCGAUGUUUGGAGCCACCGGAGGCAAGCUUUCGUGUUCCGGUAUACUGUGUCGCUGGCAGUCUCACUAAAGGACACGACGAUGUUGACGGGGCAGUGUUGUGGCUUCUUGUUCUCGGUGUAGCCCAAACUGAUACACGGGAUACUUUCGUUCGGCUAGGAGUUGGACAGGUAAUUCGUAAUUUUCCCCGAAGUAGCUUUGGGAGCCUAAAUUCUUUUGGGCUGAUUUCCGAUACCAUUGUACCCGAGCCUGCAAACUCAGCCUCAGCUACACCGAUCGUCGUUAGUUCAAGCUUCGCAACCAGUAGCUAUUCAUCAAUCCUCAGUAUGUCAUUAUCAAAGAGAAAGCGCACUCGUGAGUCUACCGUUCCAACAGAGAAUGAAGGACCCUCAAAUUCUUCGAACCAUGGCUCUGCCUCAUCUGAAUCCGAAUCCAUACAACUGAACCCGCAACAUCAGGAUAAACAUUCCUCUAUCGGAGACUCUCCAAACACUUUUCAAGCUCUAGGAAUACUGCAAUCAUUAUGCGACGCCUGUGAAUCCCUUGGCUACACAAAGCCCACACCCAUUCAGGCGCAAUCCAUCCCGAUUGCAUUGCAAGGACGAGAUUUAAUCGGCCUCGCAGAGACUGGUAGUGGCAAGACUGCAGCCUUUGCGCUGCCCAUUUUACAGGCAUUGAUAAAUCAGCCACAGCCUCUACACUCUCUUAUCCUUGCGCCUACCCGAGAACUUGCCCAGCAAACGUCGAAAGUCAUCGAAGCCUUAGGUUCCUUAGUAUCAGUCCGGUGUGCAUUAUUGAUCGGGGGCCUCGACAUGGUCUCACAAUCGAUAGCACUGGGAAAGAAGCCGCAUGUUGUGGUUGCGACGCCAGGACGUCUGCUUGACCAUUUGGAAAAUACAAAAGGUUUCUCACUGCGGCAGUUGAAAUAUCUGGUCCUAGAUGAAGCGGAUAGACUGUUGGAUCUCGAUUUCGGUCCGAUAUUGGACAAGGUUCUGAAGAUAUUGCCGAAGAGGACGACAUACCUAUUCUCUGCAACCAUGUCUAGCAAGGUCGAGUCCCUACAGCGGGCGUCUUUAUCAAAUCCUGUACGAGUCUCGGCAACCACAGAGCAUCAAACGGUCUCGACACUCUUACAGUCAUAUAUUUUCAUACCAUUCAAGCACAAAGAUGUAUAUUUGAUUCAUACAUUGGACGAGCGAGCAGGGCAGAUGGCGAUCAUAUUCACCCGUACAGUUAACGAGAGCCAUAGGAUUUCGAUUAUGCUGCGGCAUCUUGGAUUUUCUGCGAUACCUCUCCACGGCCAACUCUCACAGAGUGCACGACUAGCAGCAUUGAACAAGUUUCGACUAGGAUCUCGAAGCCUACUUAUUGCCACCGACGUAGCAGCUCGUGGGCUGGAUAUACCUUCGGUCGACCUUAUCAUCAACUACGAUCUACCUCAGGACAGCAAGACUUAUAUCCACCGCGUUGGCAGAACCGCCCGAGCUGGUAAAAGUGGCAGUGCGGUUUCCUUUGUUACGCAAUAUGAUGUCGAAUUAUGGUUAAGGAUAGAAACGGCGAUAGGCCAGAAGUUGGAAGAGCAAAAGCUAAUAAAAGACGAGGUUAUGAUCUUUGCUGCGCGAGUAGGGGAUGCCCAAAGAAUGGCUAUGCGAGAAAUGAAGGAUCUACAGGACAAAAAGGGAAAUUCAGGAACUACAUUGAAGCAUAAGAGAAAUGGCAAGAGAAGCAGAGGUGAUAUGGAUCAGGAUGAAGGCUAA